Phyllopteryx taeniolatus (common seadragon) is the source of this 1530-nucleotide messenger RNA. It is a transcript of the gene rab38a, whose product is annotated as RAB38a, member RAS oncogene family. The record is from RefSeq and is a predicted model, not a curated record. Gene Ontology annotation, biological process: vesicle-mediated transport. Gene Ontology annotation, cellular component: Golgi apparatus; trans-Golgi network; vesicle. Lineage: Eukaryota; Metazoa; Chordata; Actinopteri; Syngnathiformes; Syngnathidae. The transcript has 3 exons. Gene Ontology annotation, molecular function: GTPase activity; GTP binding. Bases 77 to 715 code for a protein of 212 amino acids.
CACUCCCGACUCUUCACCUCACUCCGUCCCGCGGCCACUUCCACUCGAUUGGAUUCAUGCUCGGCCCUCGCCCGCCAUGCAGAACAACCACGCCAAGGAGCACCUCUACAAGAUCCUGGUCAUAGGAGACCUGGGCGUGGGCAAGACCAGCAUCAUCAAGCGCUAUGUGCACCACAACUUCAGCCCAAACUACAGAGCCACCAUCGGGGUGGACUUUGCCCUCAAAGUGCUCAACUUGGACCAGGAGACUGUGCGCCUCCAGCUGUGGGACAUCGCAGGUCAAGAGAGAUUUGGCAACAUGACCCGCGUAUACUACCGCGAGGCAAUGGGCGCCUUCAUAGUGUUCGAUGUGACAAGGCCCGCCUCCUUUGAGGCAGUCACCAAAUGGAAGGAGGACUUGGAUUCUAAAGUGACACUAGCCAAUGGGAAGCAUGUGGCCACGGUGCUCCUGGCUAACAAAUGUGACCAGGGACGCGAUGUACUCACCAAUAAUGGAAUAAAGAUGGAGCAGUUCUGCCAGGAGAAUGGCUUUGUGGGAUGUUUUGAGACAUCGGCUAAGGAAAACAUCAACAUUGACGAGGCAGCUAACUGCUUGGUGAAACACAUAAUUUCCAGUGAGAACGACAUGCUCCAAUCGGAGGACCCGGAUACCAUCACCCCCCAGUUAGAUACGGACAAAGGCGGGACAUGCUCCUCCUGCUUCAGAUCGCAGUAAUGGCUCCAGGCGCGUGGGCGACCUCGUGUACAUUACUCCACACAAAGUUGGUGUGUUUGCAGAGAGCUUGUUGAUGCCUUCCCCCCCCCCCCCCCCCCUCCCGAUAGCUCACUUUGGCUGCAGGUGGGCUAGAGCUGAAGGAAUGGACGGAUGCAAAGAAAGAUGGUGAAAGAACAAUAGACCAGGCUGCGUCUGCCUGUCAAAGACAAGGUCACUCAUGUCUUUUGCACUCCCGCUUCUGUAACCAUGGAGACGCAGUUACUCAAUGAACACAUGCAGAGAGCGAGUGCAGCAAAUGAGAGAAUGUCUUUGUUAAAGGUUCAGAUCUUCAAUCCGUGUUGGGUGUCACUUCUUUUGACCUUUCCAUCGCAGUCUCUCACCCACUCUUUGGUUUUCUUUACUCGAUUGUUUUGUCUCUUUAUCUUUUCCGUCCCCUUUCUACUGACUGCAAAUAGAGAAUGUUCAAUAUUUCCUUUGCAAUGAUCCAAAGCAGCUCUGCUCCAAAUUCAACAAAACUACAGUGGAUAAGUAAUAUAUUAUGUCAUAUUUUGAAAAGAGGCUCCAGUCUGCAACUGCUGGCCUUUCUUACCAAAUCAACAAUCACACGUGUGUAAUUACAGUGGCCUUUUUAAAAAUCUAGUUUUACCAAAUAUUUUAUUUAUAAAUGCAUUUAGAGGAAUAUGAAAACAUUCAUAAUAUUUUUAUACUCAGGAUAGAUUUGAACAUACUGUAUUAUUCAAAAUUUAAUAACAAUGCCUUGUGUUUUUCAAGAAUGUGAAAUAAAACCAAGAUAAACACAUUUUAUUUUGAUCUGC